This is a messenger RNA of Daldinia childiae, 1512 nucleotides long. RefSeq lists its product as uncharacterized. The transcript has 4 exons. The record is from RefSeq and is a predicted model, not a curated record. Gene Ontology annotation, molecular function: transcription cis-regulatory region binding; DNA-binding transcription factor activity, RNA polymerase II-specific. Gene Ontology annotation, cellular component: nucleus. Bases 1 to 1512 code for a protein of 503 amino acids. Gene Ontology annotation, biological process: regulation of DNA-templated transcription. NCBI's taxonomy places the organism in Eukaryota, Fungi, Ascomycota, Sordariomycetes, Xylariales, Hypoxylaceae.
AUGCAGUCCGGCGCCUUACGUCAGGCUUGGUUGCCUGCCUCCCGUGCCAAAUGCAAGUGUUUCUAUCGGUCUGAUGGAUCUUCUUGUGAGAGGUGCCAUCGUCUUGGGAAGACUUGUGAACCAACCUUAACUGCUCGCAAACGAAAAGCUCGUACGCCAUCUCCUUCACAAUCACAUGUGCAGCCUCCACCUCCAACUGGUAAUACUCGACUUGAGGAGAAAUUAGAUGAGCUUGUAAGUCUAUUACGCUCUCAAGCAGCUGAGAAACAAGCCCAGCAGCAUACGCCAGAAUCUUUACCUGGAGGGGCACUCGCUGGUUAUACUGAUUCCAUGUCUCCAACACCUGUAUCUAUACCUGUACGUGAGCAUCCGGAUAUCGCCAUAGACACCACUGCUACUAUCGUACAUCUUUUACGUCCCUCUACUCCUGCAUCACCAUCCCCUAUAUUCGAUGAUGUGUCCGUCCAUAAAAUACCAGACACAACCGCAGAAGAACUAUUAGACAGCUUUCGCAAUGCCUUCAUUCCCAUGUGUCCUGUUGUUCAUAUCCCUAUCUCAACGAGCUCCGCUGAGCUGCGCCGUGAGAGGCCUUUCCUAUGGCUUGUCAUCAUGGCCUUGACCUCCAAGAUGAUCUCGCAGCAGUUUGCAAUGGCGGAUACAAUAUGGCGUAUUAUAUCACAUAGAGUAGUUUUGCAACAUAUUGUUGAUCUAGUCUACUCCUCGGCAUCGUCUGUUUCGCUACUUGGUCUGUCUCACCACCUCAAGGAGGAUAAGCCAUUUAUGUGUAUGCUUUCUCAGUUAGCCGUAUCGCUUGCCCUCGAACUGAAUAUACAUCAUGAUACGCCAACGCGGCCGCUGCGGCGUAAUCGAUUCCCAACUCAACGCCCUGUAGAUCAGCGCCCUCGAACUAUGGAAGAGCGUCGGACCAUGGUAGCUGUUUACCAUCUCACAUCUUCUACAUGGUUAACAUACAGGCAAACAGAGCCUAUUCGUUGGACAUCGUACUUAGAUGACUGCCUCCGUAUCCUCGAAGAGGAAAAGGAGUGGCACGGCUUCACCGCCGAUCUCUUUACCCAGUUUACGCAGUAUCUGGUAGUACUGUUCAGGCUCCAAACCCUUGACGAACCCGGCUGGGAUCAGGAUGAAGUGAGGCGGAGGGCCGACGUCUUCGGUAUUAUAGACCAGGCCUGCAUAGAUGUCGAUCGCGUCCCCGUGUCGCUGGGCAUGGUGGACGCCGAGGGUCCGCGGAGCGGAUUCUUCUUCAAAAUGUCCCGCCUGCUCCGGGAAGUAAGAGCGCUUUUCCUGGCAGAGAUGCCGCAUAAUACGCAGCUAAAUCCUGCUUUCCCCGCCGCAGAUAACAUGGCCACGGGGGAUGGUAUCAAUACCGCCGCUGGGUAUGGGGACGACAUGUGUCUCGCGGAUGAAAUUUAUUUGAAUACGGUACAAGAGGAUAUUUUGGCGCAUAUAUGGGAUUUCAGGCCGGACAGUUCUUAUAUGCCUUUUGCUUCAUAG